AUGCCCCGUGGACCCAGUCGGCCCUAUCGAACUCUCACCAUUAUCCUCGCAGGGCUGGUUGUCAUCCUACUGGGUGCCAAUGUCUAUCUCACACUGCCUUGGGCCUUUUCCGGCUCCGGCUCCGGCGCGGGUUCCUGUCCGUGCUCUCCGCCGGACGUGCCCCAGUAUUUCCAGACCUCCCCUCAGCUCUGGGCCGGCGCAACAGCCACUGGCCGACCGGCCUUCAUGGCCCAGACCCGUGUAUUCGAUCCCACCAACACCUACUUCCCCAAUGAGCCCCUGCAGACGGCCAUUCCCGUCGAGGGGAUGCAAGAGGGCAACCAGAGUAUCUUCCACAACAUGGGUUACCUGUCGCCUUACCACCCGAGCCCUGGCUUUGGUGUUGACGAGUACCCCCUUCCCGAGGAUGCCGAGAUCAUUCAGGUCCAGAUGGUGUCCCGUCACGGUGCACGAUACCCGACUCCAAACUCCGAGGUCGCCCAGUUGGGCGCGCUCCUUGCCAAGCACUCUGGCAAGAUGAAGACCAGUGGGCCCUUGAUUUUCCUCAACGACUGGAAGUAUGAACUUGGCCUGGCGAUUCUGGUUAACAGAGGACGCGAGGAGCUGUUCCAGUCUGGUAUUCUGCAUAGUUACAUGUAUGGGAGCUUAUACAACCCUAACACCAAGCUCAUUGUCCGGACUACGACUCAAGACCGCAUGCUGAAGUCGGCCGAGAACUGGAUGGCUGGCUUCUUCGGCCUUGAAUGGACAAACAAUGCCACUAUUGAAGUGAUUAUCGAGGGCCGCGGCUUCAACAACUCCCUUGCCGGAUCCCAAAACUGCCCCAAUUCCAACGACGGGUCCUACCUGGAGCCUGUCAAAACUUGGGCUGAAAUCUAUCUUAAAGGCGCAACGGCUCGCUUCCAAAACAUGACGGAAGGGUUUCAGUGGACUCCCAUGGACGUCUACGCUGCGCAGGCCAUGUGUCCGUAUGAAACUGUCGCCUACGGCUUUAGCAAGUUCUGCGAUCUCUUCACGUAUGAGGAAUGGCAGCACUUCGGGUAUUCGAUCGACUUGGCUUUCUCUGCCGGAAGUGGCUUCCACCAUCCCACUAGCAGAGCCGUGGGUAUCGGAUACCAGCAAGAGGUCAUCGCCCGCCUCAGGAACCAUACUCUGGGCUACUCCGGGUCGCAAAUCAACACAACGCUUGACAGCAGCACUGAGACCUUCCCGCUGAACCAGAGCCUCUACUUUGACUUCUCCCACGACACCAACAUCAUCUCUAUUCUGACUGCGUUUGGCUUCACUCAGUUCAGAGACGAGCUCCCUGCAGACAGGUACCCCGGUGACCACGAGUUCACUGUAGCCCAUGUAACACCCUUCGGAGCCCGUUUAGAUAUGGAGGUCAUCAAGACGCCCAAGCCACUUUCUGCAAGCCGAGAAGGCUACGAGGAUGGCGAGGAGACGAAGUACAUUCACUUCAUCCUGAAUCAGCGAACGUUGCCACUCGGCAAGAGCUUCCCCGAGUGCGGUGCUGAUCGUAAAGAUGGGUGGUGCGAGUUGGAGACGUUCCUGAAGGUACAGGACAAGAUGGCUGAACUAGCCAACUUUGACUUCGCCUGCUUUGGGGAGUACGAGAAACUUCCUUAUGGCAAGGUGACGGAUGGUAGGCCCCUGUGA
This is a messenger RNA of Ilyonectria robusta, 1659 nucleotides long. Its product is annotated as histidine phosphatase superfamily. Bases 1 to 1659 code for a protein of 552 amino acids. The record is from RefSeq and is a predicted model, not a curated record. Lineage: Eukaryota; Fungi; Ascomycota; Sordariomycetes; Hypocreales; Nectriaceae. The transcript is spliced from 6 exons. Gene Ontology annotation, molecular function: acid phosphatase activity.